AGGCGCGCAGGCGCGGUGAGGCGGCACCCGUCAAUCCCCGACGCUGUGGGGUCGCUAACUGGGUCCAGAGGUUUUAGGAGGGGUCGCCGGGUGGGUCUGUGGCGAGGCGGGGUAGGGCGGCCGGCACCAUGUCGAGGCAGGCGAAUCGUGGCACCGAGAGCAAGAAAAUGAGCUCUGAGCUCUUCACCCUGACCUAUGGGGCUCUGGUCACCCAGCUGUGCAAGGAUUAUGAAAAUGACGAAGAUGUGAAUAAACAGCUGGACAAAAUGGGCUAUAACAUUGGAGUCCGACUGAUUGAAGAUUUCUUGGCACGGUCAAAUGUCGGGAGGUGCCAUGACUUUCGGGAAACUGCAGAUGUCAUUGCCAAGGUGGCGUUCAAGAUGUAUUUGGGCAUCACUCCAAGCAUCACCAAUUGGAGCCCAGCUGGUGAUGAAUUCUCCCUCAUUUUGGAAAAUAAUCCCUUGGUGGACUUUGUGGAACUUCCUGAUAAUCACUCAUCCCUCAUUUAUUCCAAUCUCUUGUGCGGGGUGUUACGAGGCGCCUUGGAGAUGGUCCAGAUGGCUGUGGAGGCCAAAUUUGUCCAGGACACCCUGAAAGGAGAUGGUGUGACAGAAAUCCGGAUGAGGUUCAUCAGGCGGAUUGAGGACAACCUCCCAGCUGGAGAGGAAUGACCAGGACUUCAGGACUUCAGGGGAGCCAGCAGGAGCACUUGGAGUCAGAAAGCCUCAGUGCUCCCUCUGCCCUCUAGGAUUCAGUGACUCUUUAACACGGAUGUGAUAUAUUCUUCUAACCUUGUCUCCAUUCUUCAUGCUAAUAAAGAGCAGACUGUGGUAUAGUCCAUUCACCCUACAAGUGUGCACAUUCAGGAGGGAAAUUCUUUGCUCCCUUUCCCUUCAGAGGGGCUGGAUGUAGUCAUCCUUGGUUGGACUAGAAAGAGCUCAAACCAUUUUACAUUCCUGUUUGAAUUUUCCAAAGCAGAACCCAUUAAGAGGCAAGUCUAGCACAUGUAUCCCCGGGUCUUCAGAAAGCCAUUGGUAAAUGGCCUAGGGAGUCCAGGGUCACUGGGACGGGUGGGUAGGAAUUGCUGGCUGUCAUGUGAGACAUUCUAGUGCUCGCAGGGAGAGGGGAGCCAGGCCUGCCAGAAACACUGACUUCCGGGAAGCCACCCAGGUCUCAUUCCUCCCCGCUGUUUGGAGGCAACAUCUCCUCUUUUUACAGAGGGUCUAUCCUUUUUUCUUACAAGUUCUUCAAUAAAGACUUAUUGUUGAGUGAAAUCCCAA
This is a messenger RNA of Phacochoerus africanus (Common warthog), 1280 nucleotides long. It is a transcript of the gene TRAPPC3, whose product is annotated as trafficking protein particle complex subunit 3. The transcript is spliced from 5 exons. Gene Ontology annotation, biological process: endoplasmic reticulum to Golgi vesicle-mediated transport; intra-Golgi vesicle-mediated transport. The record is from RefSeq and is a predicted model, not a curated record. Bases 129 to 671 code for a protein of 180 amino acids. Gene Ontology annotation, cellular component: cis-Golgi network membrane; cytosol; TRAPP complex. Lineage: Eukaryota; Metazoa; Chordata; Mammalia; Artiodactyla; Suidae.